This is a messenger RNA of Aspergillus udagawae, 1923 nucleotides long. RefSeq names its product transcription factor domain-containing protein. The coding region runs from base 1 to 1923 and encodes 640 amino acids. The record is from RefSeq and is a predicted model, not a curated record. Gene Ontology annotation, molecular function: DNA-binding transcription factor activity, RNA polymerase II-specific; zinc ion binding; RNA polymerase II cis-regulatory region sequence-specific DNA binding. Lineage: Eukaryota; Fungi; Ascomycota; Eurotiomycetes; Eurotiales; Aspergillaceae. Gene Ontology annotation, biological process: DNA-templated transcription; positive regulation of transcription from RNA polymerase II promoter by galactose. Gene Ontology annotation, cellular component: nucleus. The transcript is spliced from 4 exons.
AUGUCCUUGGCUUCGCCAGCCCAGCCGCAUGUCUCUCUACGCCACAGGAGAUACAAGGCCGCCCUUGCUUGCGCGACUUGUCGUCGCCGCAAGGUGAAAUGCGACGGUCUCCGUCCAGUGUGUGGGAGAUGCAAAACCAAAAGAGAGCUUCAGGAAACAUGCACGUACAUCCCGGCGUCAGCUCGCCGUAGCAGUAGUGUGAAUGCUCCUCUUUCGUCAGCUGCAGCAUCUUCACAACUACGGAGACCUGGUACAUCCGCUCAAACACGUUCGGAGCAAUCGGAUGCCAUUGGCACUCCGAGCGCUCACGCCGUCGGUGACCCAGGAGAGUUCUCUUUCGAGGUCAAGGCUGCUGUGGAGGCCAAAUUGGGGUUGCCGUCCUCGAAAAAGCGAUGCCCUAUUCCUCUGACGGAUGCCCCGUUAUUUGGCUUGUUGUCUCUUCCAGAGAUUAUAAAUGCCGCUAUAAACCCUGCGAACAAUGUCCUUCCCCCGCGGAAGCAUGCCGACCACUUGGUAAGCCUGUACUGGCGAUGUCUCGAUCCUCUGGAGCCGUUGCUCGAUCAUAGAUCCUUCUGGACCGCGUACCAGGCACUCUUUGACGGCGGAGAGAUGGAAUGCAAUGAACAUAUCUUUCUCUGCACGCUCAACCUUGUAUUUGCUUUAUCCACUCAAUUACAGGAAUCCACUCCUUCGGAACAGAGACACAGCGCCAGCAGGACGUUCUUUCUUCGAGCGUGGCAUCUGCUGCGUCCGGAGAUCGUCCUCUGGCAACCCGGCUCGUUGGAGAUCGUUCAAUGUCUGGUCCUUACGACCAGGUAUCUUCAAUGUACUCCAAAUUUACAGCAGACGUGGAUGGCACUGGGUUCUGCUGUGCGGAUUGCCCUGAACAUUGGCCUCGACCGCUCAGAGAAGAAUCUGGCCGUGUCGGAUAGGGAGACCCAGUUGACACGGGAUGUUUGGCAGCAUUGCGUAUUUAUGGACCGAAACCUUUCUUGGUCGCUCGGGCGGCCUUCCACGGUACCGAGUGUGCCCUUCUUCUCGCUCGACGUACUUCGAAAUGGUAGCAAUCUACCUGGCUCCGACAAUAUGACCGAUGCCUCAGUGUCUGAGAAAAUGCAAAAAUUGGCCACAAUCGCCGGCUACAUUGGUCUUUCUCAAGUGCUCCCCGCCAAUAGUGCGGCGGAGAGGCAAGACUUGGUUCUACAAGCCCAAGCCGAACUCAGUGCUGUGAUGCAAGUUGAUAAGUGUCUGGCUAGUCUUGAGAACGGCCUUCCUCCAGGGCCGUACCAUUCGGCCAGUGGUGAAACCGCCAAUCUCUUCGACGGACGGUUGAUUCUUCUUCGUCUCCGUCUGGCGCAUACGCGCAUCAUGCUUCUCAGACCCCUUAUGGCUCGCUUCUGUCUAUCGCAUCUGCAAACGCAUCAAGUUUCUCCGCCAGCUGAAACAAGCGUAGGCGAUCGUGUGCUCGAAACAUGCGCUACGCUCUGUGUUGAAAACACGCAGAAGCUCAUCACGCUGAUUCAGGAGUGCUCGCGACCAGACAGGACUGGAAUCAUACCCUGGUGGUAUCGUAUUUUCUACCUCCGCAUCGCGAUGCUGCAUUUGGUAGCAGCGAUGCUGCGGCCUGAUGUUUUCGGGACCAUGGUUUCGGAGUCAUGGAACACAGCAGUCUCCGUACUUGGUAGUCACGAGCAUCUCAGUCUGUCGGCUAGGCGAUGUCUGGACAAGUUGCAGAUGAUGUGGCAGAGGGUGGUUGAUAUACACAAUCCACCCACUCACGAAGCUCCUCCAUCCCGCGUAGAUUACCAUACAGGGCUCCACGAUGUCUUUGAGUAUCUUGGAUUUGACGGACAGAUUCCGCUGUUCGGGCUGGACGAUUCAGCGUGGCUGGACAAUGUGGAUUGGACAACAUGGUCUGCCUAG